Messenger RNA from Spizellomyces punctatus DAOM BR117, 2032 nucleotides. RefSeq lists its product as uncharacterized. NCBI's taxonomy places the organism in Eukaryota, Fungi, Chytridiomycota, Chytridiomycetes, Spizellomycetales, Spizellomycetaceae. The coding region runs from base 41 to 1903 and encodes 620 amino acids. The transcript is spliced from 12 exons. The record is from RefSeq and is a predicted model, not a curated record.
GCCGACGUUGGCAUUCCUUGAUUGGCAGCGUGGGGGGAGCAUGGCAGAAAUACAAGAUCUUGAGGGCGGCAAUAGCUCUGAAACACGGUCUUUGAGCAAUCUGCAAAAAAGUGUUGACUUUGUAAAUCACGAACUUGCCGCUGCUGGCUUUCCUGUGGCACUCGACUUUGCAGGGUUCGGAGGCAACGUGGAUGAUGCAGCUACUGUUUUAAACUGUAUUUGCACUCUGCUACAACAACGGCAGAAAGAUGUAGCAUAUCGAGAAGAUCUACAGCAUAGAUUACGUCGAACUGCAGGUGAUAAUGACGAAUUAGCAGGCACAGUUGCGAGGAUGAAGGCAAGGCUGGAACAAUGCGAUCGCGAAAUUGCUACCUUGAAUAAUAAACUCGAUGCCGCCCAGAACUCCCUCAAGAAAGAGGUAGAAAAGCAUCAUGCAGCCAAAGAAGAGCUGAAGACCACUAAGGCAAAUUUGCAAUACAGCAAGACACAAUACAAUCAUGACCUCCGGAAACGAGAACGUGAGCACCAUAGAUUGAAAGACAGAAUGCAGCGAAUAGUCACGGAGAAAUCUGCGGCUCAAAAGGUUGCGAUAAAGCUGGCCAAUCCAUUACCGAAACCCAAAACAAACGCUGGUGGCGGGGGACAAAGCAAGAAGGAAGACGAAAUGUACAAUAUAGUAAUAAAGAACUACGAAGAUCGCGAAAAGGACCUUCUGAUUGAGAAUCAAACAUUACGCAACACUUUGUACGCGCUUUAUUCGGAGCUGAAAACUCAGUUCAAAAACCAGAUAACACACGAGGAGGACGGAUCCAAUGGGAUAGAGUGCGGUCAUGAAGGACCGCUGGAGGUUUCCGAUCCUACCGAGAAAGCACAGUUUCAGCUACCAUAUAGUCUCGUCUGCCACUCUGUAGAGGAGAGAGUUAAAGAAGCCAUUAUGAAACUGCACGACGAGUGGGCCCGCCUAAGCGAAACAAUAGCUUCUCAACACCAGGCGGAUGAGCUACAGCAACUGUAUGAGAAGGUGGAAGCUAUAGAGAAAGAAUGCGACGAAUACAGGCGAAUAAUCGCUGAACAAAACCGUUUAUUGGAGCUCUCGCUGAAUGAACAGGAUGCAAAAUCGAAUGAAGGGCUAUCAGCACACUUGGAGACGUCGCUGAUGGAUUUGCAGGAGCAACGAGACGAGCUAGAACAGAAAUGUCAGCAAUUGGAGGAAGAGCGGGGCAAGUUCACGGAGGCGGCGAUUAAGCUCGGCAUAGAACGGGCUGCAUUACAGAGAGAGAAGAUGGCCUUCGAAGAGGAGCGGCGAUCACUUGCGACACAAAAACUUCUAAAAUCACUCCCCGACACUCCAGGGUGGUUGAAGUCACGGAUGAUACCCACCGCCACAUCUCCACUACAAAACCGAGCACAGAGGGCUUUUGCCGGAGCAAAGUCUCCCCAGCCUCCAGUCACCCCCUUUCAUAUGAGUUACAGCAGUGUUAAACCAACCAGGGCUGAAGUACAUGGGGAGGAGGUGGAUUCCAACGAGUUUAUUAUUGAGUCAGACACAUUCGCGCAAACUCCGCGCCCACAUGCGAACAUGCACGCAAGCUUCAAAGAGGUGGACGUUAGUCCGCCCACGGAGACUCCCGCCAGUCGGAUCACGACAGCAUCCUCGCAUUCAUCAAUCAAAUCCGCCUUAAAGAAGCAAACGAGUAUGUCCAGUCUGAAUCGAAGUGUCAGAAUUACGCUCCAGGGCGAGCGUGAAGCACGAAGUUAUAAACCUGGAGAAGAGGACUCGAAAGAAAACCUUCUACCCAGCGACGGAGAUAAAAAGCCAACUCGCUUUCGCAAAUCGUUCAUUGCUACCUCGACACCCAUUGACACACGUGGCGGCACCACAGCGCGAGAAGAGCGCGGAUAGCAAAUUCCGCAAGGUUGCCCAAGUACAUGUGCAAUGUUAAGGAGAAGAAACAUACAAUAUGACAUUUGGCGCCGCCUGGGACAUUACUGUAGUGUAUUUACAUCCUGGCCGUUUGUGGGUCACUUACCG